Gracilinanus agilis (Agile Gracile Mouse Opossum) is the source of this 3308-nucleotide messenger RNA. RefSeq names its product leucine rich repeats and immunoglobulin like domains 2 (gene LRIG2). The record is from RefSeq and is a predicted model, not a curated record. Gene Ontology annotation, molecular function: protein binding. The coding region runs from base 5 to 2893 and encodes 962 amino acids. The transcript has 16 exons. NCBI's taxonomy places the organism in Eukaryota, Metazoa, Chordata, Mammalia, Didelphimorphia, Didelphidae.
GAAAAUGAAUUAUAAUCAAUUAACAGAAAUUCCAUAUUUUGGAGAACCAACUUCUAACAUCACUCUUCUCUCAUUAGUACACAAUGUAAUUCCAGAAGUAAAUGCAGAACAACUCCUGUUUUACCUCUCUCUGGAGACAUUGGAUCUCAGCUCAAACCAAAUCUCAGAAAUCAAGACAUCCUCAUUUCCUAGAAUGCAACUGAAAUACCUGAACCUGAGUAAUAACAGGAUAGCCACCUUGGAAGCUGGCUGCUUUGAUAAUUUGUCCAGUUCUUUAAUAGUGGUCAAGUUAAAUAGAAACAGAAUUAGCAUGAUUCCACCCAAGAUCUUUAAGCUGCCUCAUCUUCAGUUUUUAGAACUUAAAAGAAACAGGAUUAAAACUGUGGAAAGUCUUACAUUCCAAGGGCUUGAUUCCUUAAAAUCUUUGAAAAUGCAGCGGAAUGGAAUUAGCAGACUUAUGGAUGGAGCUUUCUUUGGCUUGGUGAACAUGGAAGAAUUAGAACUAGAACACAAUAACUUAAUAGAAGUUAACAAGGGCUGGCUCUAUGGCUUGAGGACAUUACAACAGCUCUAUGUCAGCCAGAAUGCUAUUGACAGAAUCAGCCCUGAUGCCUGGGAGUUCUGCCAGCAGCUAUCUGAACUUGACUUGUCCUAUAAUCAGUUGACUCGCCUGGAUGAAUCUGCCUUUGUGGGUCUAAGCUUAUUGGAGAAGUUGAAUUUGGGGGACAACAGGGUCACUCACAUUGCUGAUGGGGUUUUUAAAGAUCUUUCAAAUCUUCAGACACUAGAUUUACGGAACAACGAAAUCUCCUGGGCCAUAGAAGAUGCAAGUGAAGCCUUUGUAGGACUCACCAAGCUCACUAAAUUAAUCUUACAAGGAAACCAUAUUAAGUCGGUUACAAAGAAGGCAUUCAUCGGUCUUGAAGCCCUUGAGCAUCUAGACUUAAACAAUAAUGCUAUAAUGUCUAUCCAAGAAAAUGCUUUUGCUCAAACACAUCUGAAAGAAUUGAUGUUGAACACCAGCAGUUUGCUCUGUGAUUGCCAGCUGAGGUGGCUGAUGCAGUGGCUGGUGGACAGUCACUUAGAACAGGCUGUGAAUGUGAGCUGUGCUCACCCUGAGUGGCUGGCGGGGCAGAGUAUCCUCAAUGUGGAUCCCAAAGAUUUAGUCUGCGAUGAUUUUCCUAAGCCCCAGAUAAGGACACACCCAGAGACCACAAUUGCUUUAAAAGGUGUCAAUGUGACCCUUACUUGCACUGCAGUGAGCAGCAGUGACUCCCCAAUGUCAACAGCAUGGCGCAAAGACAGUGAAAUCUUAUAUGAUGCAGACAUUGAGAAUUUUGCUCGCUAUCGGCAGCAAGGUGGAGAAGCCCUGGAGUACACUACUGUUUUACAUCUUUUUAAUGUGAAUUUCACAGAUGAAGGAAAAUAUCAGUGCAUUGUUACUAAUCACUUUGGUUCUAAUUAUUCUCAUAAAGCCCGAUUAACUGUGAAUGAGCUACCGUCAUUUCUGAAAACCCCGAUGGACCUAACUAUUCGCACUGGAGCCAUGGCCAGACUGGAAUGUGCUGCAGAGGGUCACCCGGCACCUCAGAUUUCCUGGCAGAAAGAUGGUGGCACAGACUUCCCUGCAGCAAGAGAAAGGCGAAUGCAUGUUAUGCCUGAAGAUGAUGUCUUCUUCAUUGCCAAUGUGAAGAUUGAAGACAUGGGAAUAUAUAGCUGCAUGGCACAAAACAUUGCCGGUGGUCUCUCAGCAAAUGCCACCCUAACUGUGUUAGAAACACCUUCUUUUAUUAGACCUCUGGAAGACAGAACUGUUACUCGAGGUGAGACAGCUGUCCUGCAGUGUAUUGCUGGAGGAAGUCCAGCUCCUCGACUCAAUUGGACCAAAGACGAUGGUCCUCUGAUGGUGACAGAAAGGCACUUCUUUGCAGCAGCCAAUCAGCUUCUCAUCAUUGUAGAUGCUGGACUAGACGAUGCUGGGAAAUAUACCUGUAUCAUGUCUAAUACCUUGGGGACAGAACGUGGUCACAUUUACUUAAAUGUCAUCUCUUCCUCCAAUUGUGAUUCCUCCCAAAAUAGCAUUGGACAUGAAGACGAUGGCUGGACUACAGUUGGUAUUGUUAUCAUUGUGGUAGUGUGCUGUGUUGUAGGCACCUCUCUGAUUUGGGUAAUUGUGAUUUACCAUAUGAGAAGGAAGAAUGAAGACUAUAGUAUCACCAAUACAGAAGAACUGAACCUGCCAGCUGACAUCCCCAGCUACUUGUCUUCCCAGGGAACACUGUCUGAACCGCAGGAAGGUUAUAGCAACUCCGAGGCUGGAAGCCAUCAGCAGCUCAUGCCACCUGCAAAUGGAUACAUACAUAAAGGUCCAGAAGGUGGCAGUGGUAGCCGAGUGAUCUGCUCAGAUUGUUAUGACAAUGCCAACAUCUACUCCAGAACCAGAGAAUAUUGUCCAUACACCUAUAUCACUGAAGAGGAUGGUCUGGAUCAAACGCUGUCCAGCCUCAUGGUUCAGGUGCCCAAAGAUCCUUGCUUGUCACAUCCUUCCCCAGAAACAGCAGCUCUGGACCCCUUGAUAUCAUCAGGAGACAGAGACAUGUCAGUCUUCCUUACCAGUCACGACAGGAUAAAUGAGAAGGCACUUUCUUCUACACAGAUGAGCAGUGAAACAUCCCAGCGGCCAUUAUGGGGCCUAAACAAAGAGCUAGGACUCCCGCCACCUCACUUUCCCCAGCAGCCGGUGCUCGAGUCACCACAACUUCUUCGAAAUGAGAGCCUGACCGAGAAUGACGAGGACUGCGCCGCUUCCCCCAGACCCUGCCACAGGCCGCAGGGCCGCCCCUGUGACUUCAGCAGGACUCAGAAGGGACAGGAUGGCAGCGAAGCGACAUGAAGCACGCUCCGCCAGACUGACCCGUGGCACGCGCUCCAGUGCCCAGCUGUGUACGACUACCUCAGAGCUCAGAGGAAACCCCGAGGGUCACCUUUGCUUUCCUGUCAUGUUUACAAGGACAAACCGAGCGGGCCGAGCGAGCGGGCACGACGGAGGGCGCAGGAGGCCAGCCCGCUCUUGUCUGAGGUCGCGCCAGGUGGAGAGAGGCCGGAGCCGAUAGACCAAGCCCAGGACUAGUACGACAGCCUUUCCUCGGGGGCCCGCUGGGGCAGGGCCGGGUCUGCGGUGGGAAGAGGCCGGAAGAAUGAGGUCGCCGCUCGCUCCCCGGAGAGACCGUGGCUGCUUCACCGGCCGUCUGGGGAGCCCUCCAAAGUCAGCGCCGAGUUCUGUCACCCAGAGCCUGCCUUCAGCUGGU